UGCGGUGCCGUGAUAGAUAAGCGGCCAAUUUUUUUCAGGAAUCGCGUUCCGUUACUACUAACCAGAUUUCUGUGGCCAUAUCCCAAACAGAAUAUCGGAACAGCAAAUUCUGACUUUUCAGGGAAACCGAACAUAGCCUUUUUUGAUACUUCAAACUUCAAUUUUGAUAAACAAAUGUCAUAAUAAUAACCUCAUUUCAAUAGAAUAUAAAUUUUUAAUGUAGAAUAUUUGAAGAAAAUGGGAAAUGAACAAUCCGAAUUAUCAGGCGUAGAUAUAGACAAAAAAGCAGUUGAAAUAAGUGACUAUUGGUCUCAACAUUCAGCCAGCAUUUUAAAAUCUGAUGGUAGUUGUACGAGUUUGUCAGUAUUCAUAGGAGAAUUAUUUGUCAGUGGUUCUUUAUGGUCUACCCAAACUCCAUUAGAGAAAUGUGCGAAGAAUUCAAUGAUUUUUCGACAUCCUUGUAUGAUAAAGUACGUUUCGUCGUGGCAAAAAAACUCAAGAUUUUACUUAGCCGUUGAAGAAGUUGUUCCCCUUUCACAUGUCCUCUCAUCUCUGAAUAUUUUGCAGAUAUCUGUUGGACUAUGUUCCAUUUUAAAAGCUCUAUGUUUUCUACAUCAAAAUGCAUUUGUUUCCCAUAAUAAUAUAUGUUGUACUUCAAUAUAUGUUACCAAAGAUGGGAACUGGAAGUUAGGUGGAAUGGAAUAUCUCUGCGGCUAUAAGGACAUGAACUAUGAUUAUCUAGCUAAAACGAGAUCAAGCAGAUACAGCAAAUCAAUAGACCCAGAUGAAGAUAAACUAUUACAAAAUGAUCUUGGCAGAAAGGAUUUUAUUGAUGUCUAUGCAUUUGGAGUGUUUGUGUGUGAAAUUCUCAAAUCUAAAACUGAUGAAAUAUCAACACUUUCAUCCUUUCGUGACUACUGUAAAAAUGAAUUGCAAAACACAGACAUUUCCAGGAGACCAAAUUUCAAGUCACUAUUGGAACAUGAAUUUUUCAAUCAUGAUUUUAUACAGAUUCAUUCGUUCUUGAUGGAACUUCCAUUGAAGAAUGAUGAAGAGAAAAAAUUGUUUUUCCAAAACUUAGGGGUAAAACUCCUAUCCUUUGACGAGUUAGUUGUUGCUUCUCAACUUGGUGGAUUACUUUUAUCACGUUUGGUUUUAUUUAAUAAAACUGCCCAAGAGAAUUUACUACCACUUCUGCUUAUGGCAAGAUCAGAUAAACCAGAGGACGGAAAACCAAAAUGUAUUUUUUCUGAGGAAACCUUCAAGCAGUAUCUAUGCCCAAAACUGUUGGAGAUCUUUAGAGUCAGAGAUGCUCAAAUUCGUUUAUUACUGCUGUAUCAUUUUUCCAAUUUCAUGCACAUUUUCACUUGUGAGGAACUGCAGUCUUUCAUUUUGCCAGAGCUUCUGGUUGGAAUCAAGGACACUAACGAUCAUUUGGUUGCCAUGACGCUGAGAACUUUGGCUGACUUGGUACCGAUACUUGGUGCUCCCACAGUUAUCGGAGGUAAACGAGGUAAGCUAUUCAAUGAUGGCCUGCCAACUCAUUCGAAUCGGAGACUAUCUCGAGACUUGAAACGUCAAGAUUCAGUGAGUAUUAUCCCGAAUCCUAGCAACUUAUCCAGUGAAGUAGAUCAGAUAAGCUUGAGUAGUGUAGAUGCACAAUCAACUAUUGAGAAUUUGAACGAGCUUCCAGAGCGACCAAGACCAGAUGGAGAAGAGGGAGAAACGUCUACGGAGGAAGUAGAGGUUUCUGUAGAAGAAGACCUAGAUAACUGGGAAGACUGGGAUAUUAAUGAAACAAACUCCAGUAGUAAUCGUCCACCUGCAAUCACAAGUGAUGACAUGAAAGUCGUAGAUAAUCUUUCGAAAAAUGCUGAAAAUAUAUCAAAGGAAUCUAUUAAGUCAAAAACAAUAAUUCCUGAUAUCCAAGAUCUAGAUAUAAAGAACCAGUUGAAUACAGUGUACACCAACGAUUUUGACUUCUUUCAGGACAUGGAACCAGUAAUUGAUGCGUCGAAUAAGUUUCCCAUCAAUACCGGUGACAAUGAUAUCUCAUUGGAAAAAAAAUUCAGUAGUAAACUUGCCUUGAGUAUGGAAGAUAGCAAUGAGGAAGGUUGGGAAGAGGAAGAAUGGAACUAAGUUUCACUUAUGUGAUUAUGUAUAAUAUUCUAUUGUUGAUAAUAGUUGUAAGUGUUUCUAUAUGUACAUUAUAAUUUUUCCUCUGUU
Molecule: messenger RNA, 2226 nt
Organism: Leptinotarsa decemlineata (Colorado potato beetle)
Lineage: Eukaryota; Metazoa; Arthropoda; Insecta; Coleoptera; Chrysomelidae
Product: protein-associating with the carboxyl-terminal domain of ezrin
Biological process (GO): protein phosphorylation
Molecular function (GO): protein kinase activity; ATP binding
Source: RefSeq, a predicted model, not a curated record